Molecule: messenger RNA, 1795 nt
Organism: Cervus elaphus (red deer)
Lineage: Eukaryota; Metazoa; Chordata; Mammalia; Artiodactyla; Cervidae
Gene: HNRNPA2B1
Product: heterogeneous nuclear ribonucleoprotein A2/B1
Exons: 12
Coding region: 216-1277 (353 amino acids)
Molecular function (GO): RNA binding
Source: RefSeq, a predicted model, not a curated record
AGUCGGGGGGAAGGUUCUAGAAAAGCGGCGGCAGCGGCUCUAGCGGCAGUAGCAGCAGCGCCGGGUCUGGAGUGGAGGUGCUCCAGCGGUGGUGUUUCUCGAGCAGCGGCAGUUCUCACUACAGCGCCAGGACGAGUCCGGUUCGUGUUCGUACGCGGAGAUCUCUCUCAUCUCGCUCGGCUGCGGGAAAUCGGGCUGAAGCGACUGAGUCCGCGAUGGAGAAAACUUUAGAAACUGUUCCUUUGGAGAGGAAAAAGAGAGAAAAGGAACAAUUCCGUAAACUCUUUAUUGGUGGCUUGAGCUUUGAAACUACAGAAGAAAGUUUGAGGAACUACUACGAGCAAUGGGGAAAACUUACAGACUGUGUGGUAAUGAGGGAUCCUGCAAGCAAAAGAUCAAGAGGAUUUGGUUUUGUGACUUUUUCUUCCAUGGCUGAAGUUGAUGCUGCCAUGGCUGCAAGACCUCAUUCAAUUGAUGGGAGAGUGGUUGAGCCAAAACGUGCUGUUGCAAGAGAGGAGUCUGGAAAGCCAGGGGCUCAUGUAACUGUGAAGAAACUGUUCGUUGGUGGAAUUAAGGAAGAUACUGAGGAACAUCAUCUUAGAGAUUACUUUGAGGAAUAUGGAAAAAUUGAUACCAUUGAGAUAAUUACUGACAGGCAGUCUGGAAAGAAAAGAGGCUUUGGAUUUGUUACUUUUGAUGACCAUGAUCCUGUGGAUAAGAUUGUGUUGCAAAAAUACCAUACUAUCAAUGGUCAUAAUGCAGAAGUAAGAAAGGCUUUGUCUAGACAAGAAAUGCAGGAAGUCCAAAGUUCUAGAAGUGGAAGAGGAGGCAACUUUGGUUUUGGAGAUUCUCGUGGUGGCGGUGGAAAUUUUGGACCGGGACCAGGAAGUAACUUUAGAGGAGGAUCUGAUGGAUAUGGAAGUGGCCGUGGAUUUGGGGAUGGCUAUAAUGGGUAUGGAGGAGGACCUGGAGGUGGCAAUUUUGGAGGUAGCCCUGGUUAUGGAGGAGGAAGAGGAGGAUAUGGUGGUGGAGGACCUGGAUAUGGCAACCAGGGUGGGGGCUACGGAGGUGGUUAUGACAACUAUGGAGGAGGAAAUUAUGGGAGUGGAAAUUACAAUGAUUUUGGAAAUUAUAAUCAACAACCUUCUAACUAUGGUCCAAUGAAGAGUGGAAAUUUUGGUGGUAGCAGGAACAUGGGGGGACCAUAUGGUGGAGGAAACUAUGGUCCAGGAGGCAGUGGAGGAAGUGGGGGUUAUGGAGGGAGAAGCAGAUACUGAGCUUCUUCCUAUUUGCCAUGGGCUUCACUGUAUAAAUAGGAGAGGAUGAGAGCCCAGAGGUAACAGAACAGCUUCAGGUUAUCGAAAUAACAAUGUUAAGGAAAAUCUUAUCUCAGUCAUGCAUAAAUAUGCAGUGAUAUGGCAGAAGACACCAGAGCAGAUGCAGAGAGCCAUUUUGUGAAUGGAUUGGAUUAUUUAAUAACAUUACCUUACUGUGGAGGAAGGAUUGUAAAAAAAAAAAUGCCUUUGAGACAGUUUCUUAGCUUUUUAAUUGUUGUUUCUUUCUAGUGGUCUUUGUAAGAGUGUAGAAGCAUUCCUUCUUUGAUAAUGUUAAAUUUGUAAGUUUCAGGUGACAUGUGAAACCUUUUUUAAGAUUUUUCUCAAAGUUUUGAAAAGCUAUUAGCCAGGAUCAUGGUGUAAUAAGACAUAACGUUUUUCCUUUAAAAAAAUUUAAGUGCGUGUGUAGAGUUAAGAAGCUGUUGUACAUUUAUGAUUUAAUAAAAUAAUUCUAAAGGAAA